This is a messenger RNA of Striga hermonthica, 930 nucleotides long. The record is from the annotation of a GenBank genome assembly. NCBI's taxonomy places the organism in Eukaryota, Viridiplantae, Streptophyta, Magnoliopsida, Lamiales, Orobanchaceae.
AUGGCAGGAGCUGUCUCACAAUCGCACUUGUGGCACAGUCGCUUGGGCCACAUGAGCGAGAAAGGAAUGAAGGUACUAAAGUCGAGAGGACUUUUGCCCGAGUUGGAGUCAGUGGACGUGGGUCUCUGCGAGCAAUGCGUGCUUGGAAAGCAGAAGCGAGUGAGCUUCAUAACCACUGGGAGAGCUCCAAAGACAGAAAAACUGGAGCUCGUGCACACUGACUUAUGGGGGCCAGCACCGGUGACAUCUCUUGGAGGAUCGAUGUACUACAUGACGUUCGUCGAUGACUGCACAAGAAAGGUAUGGGUGUACUUUCUCAAAAGAAAAUCCGAAGCCUUUGAUACUUUCAGGAGAUGGAGAGCACUCGUGGAGAAAGAGACAGGUCUGGAAGUGAAAUGUCUCAGAUCCGACAACGGUGGUGAGUACAACAGUGAAGCCAUCAAGGAAUACUGCGCUGAUCAUGGGAUCCGAAUGCAGAAGACGGUCCCAGGGACACCUCAGCAAAAUGGCAUUGCGGAUAGGAUGAAUAGGACGCUGAAUGAGCACGAUGACAAGACCAUGCAGGAGUAUGUUGGUCUGGAUAUUUCAAAUACCAGAAUCAUGAGACCAGCAGAUUCAGUGGGAGCUCAGAUAGAUGAGAUCGAGCGUACAGAAGAAGAGGUAGAACAAGAAUCGGAUGAACCGAUUGCUGAGAGCAGCACGCCUCUGGCACUGGGCCGAGAACCGAGGAUGAGAAGGGCCCCGGAUAGCGAUAGCCAGAGUGCAAUUCAUCUGGCAAAGAAUCCCGCGUUUCACUCGCGAACGAAGCACAUCGAGGUUAAGUAUCAUUUCAUCCGGCAACUUCUAGAGAAGAAGAUGUUGCAGCUGAAAAAGAUUCGGGGAGAUAGGAAUCCUGCAGGCAUGUUGACCAAGGCGGAGGAAAAGAGAUGA